Sphaeramia orbicularis (orbiculate cardinalfish) is the source of this 6937-nucleotide messenger RNA. It is a transcript of the gene lats2, whose product is annotated as large tumor suppressor kinase 2. The coding region runs from base 577 to 4092 and encodes 1171 amino acids. Gene Ontology annotation, cellular component: spindle pole; nucleus. Gene Ontology annotation, molecular function: protein serine/threonine kinase activity; protein binding; ATP binding. The transcript has 9 exons. The record is from RefSeq and is a predicted model, not a curated record. Lineage: Eukaryota; Metazoa; Chordata; Actinopteri; Kurtiformes; Apogonidae. Gene Ontology annotation, biological process: hippo signaling; positive regulation of apoptotic process; regulation of organ growth.
GUGCUGCAUUUCUGAUCCUGCUGCAGUCUGGGCAGAAAAUGGAGGCUCAUUUCAUCAUAUUUAUCCAGCUCCUCCGACUUCCCUGAGCUCCCUCUGCCUUUCCUCCGAGCUCGACAACCGACACACGGACUUUUAAACGCGGACUUUUGACGGAAUUUAUCCUGCAUUCUGAGUUCUUGUCGCUACUUCUAUCACAUGGCUCAAGUUGGCAGCAUCAUGGUUUGGCUCCGAGGUACCCUCAUGACGGGCUGCAUUUCCUGGAAUAAGCUGGAACCUGAGCCUUGAAAGUCACACCAUGGAGUGCCUGUAGUACCCCUCCUCACCUUCAUCCCCCACCAUCAGCAGGAAUCGGGCACACAAACAAAUAAGGGACACAGAGGAGGCCUCUUCAAUCUGCUCCUCCGAUCUGUGCUGCUGCAGACUCUUUAUCUAUUUAGGUCAGCCAGCUUGGAUCUGUGGAGGGAGCAGUGUAGAGUAAGUGUGCGUGUGUGUGUGAGUGUGUAUGCAUGUAUGUGUGUGUGUGAGAGAGUGGGAGUGUGUGUUUUAGAGUAGGUGCCUGCCCUGGGCACCGAGGCCAUGAGGCCCAAGACUUUCCCAGCUGCCCCAUAUGUGGGCAACACCCGCCAGAGGCUUCAGGAGAUCAAGGAGGGUCUGAAGCAGCCCGCCAAGCUGGUGAGCCAGGCGCUGCACGGAGGCAGCUCCCGCACCGAAGGCAGCAGGGGGGCUGACUGCAAGGGGGGCAAAGACACUGCCAGCAGGCAGCAGCAGCUCAGACCACCACAGAAAUUCAACAACUACCAGAAUGCCCUGCGGGAGAUUCGCAAGUCCCUCAUGCCCUUUGCUAAUGAAUCGGGCCCCUCUUCUGGAUCAGGGCACCCCGCCGGCGCUGGGGAGGUGAACAGGCAGAUGCUGCAGGAGCUGGUCAAUGCUGGAUGUGACCAGGAGAUGGCAGUGCGGGCGCUGAAGCAGACAGGAAGCAGAAACAUUGAAGCAGCCUUGGAGUACAUCAGUAAAAUGGGUUACCUGGACCCUCGCAAUGAGCUCAUCGUCCGUGUCAUCAAACAGACUUCACCAGGAAAAGCAGGUAUGCCAAACUCCAUGGACCACCACCCUGCAAUGGAAGCCUCAGGUGAGGCUGGUGCCAUACCCCCAUACCACCAGAUGGGGGCCCCCAUGUACGAGGGAGCGGCUGGAUAUGGCCCUGAGGGAGAGAUGCCCAGACCCUACAUGAGCGCAGCCCCUGUGAUGAACUACAUGCUGCCCCCAUCUGGUGCAGCACAGGGCCCAGCAAUGGGAAACCCAAUGGGUCGACCCCCCAGUAUGGGCACGUAUCCAUCAGUGAUGCCCACACAGAGUAACCCAGCCAACACCAUAUACCCCCCAGGGGCUCAGCAGAAAGGCUACCCUGGCAGUAUGGAGCAACACGGCCCCAUGAUGAGCUACAAUGUCCCAGGUCAGCCCCUGCAGCUCCAGCCACAGCCACCAGGGGGCCCUGUGCCAGGACCACAUUUUGAUUAUGGCCAUGCCAGGCCACACAUGAUGGAGCCCACAAGCUAUGGGGUCAAACGGACCCCCUCCUUCCAGAACAAGAUGGCACCACCCCCCAUGGCGCCCCCAGACAACUACUUGCAGGGUAAAGGGCCCAUGAGCCAGAAUGGUCCUGGAGGAGGGUACCCUGCCAACCUGUACCUGUCCCCCCACUCCCACCCCCGCCAGGCCAGCCCCACCUCCCACCAGGUUCACAUGAUGUCCCGUUCACCAGGUGGAGUGGCAGCCAUGGGUCCUGACUUCUCCGAUCUGCCCCAGGGCUUAAUGACGCCAUCCAGGGCUAGCCUGAACCUGGACCUGUAUGAGCACCACUGGGCGGGGCCUCCAGGUCCUGAGGGAGCCGCUCCAGCUAGGCAGCCCCAACCCCAGUGCCCAUUCAGGGGUGAAGUGCGUGUCCCUAGCAGGACCAACUCCUUCAACAGUCGCUCUACUGGGCCUGGUGGAGUCCGGCCAACUAUGGCUGCACCACCCCCUGCUGGGAAACAAGACCCCACUAUGGGCCCGCCAAACACCAUCACAGCUGUGACGUCCCCACCAAUCCAAAAACCGGUGAGCAGCAUUCGAGUGAUGAGGCCAGAGCCCAAGACCGCCGUUGGACCGUGCCACCCCGGCUGGAUGACUGCUCAGGCCCAGGACACCGCUGAACCUCUGCCCUACAUGCCUGAAGAGACCUACACCCUGGAGCCUGCUCAGGAGCCACGCUGCCCACCACCACCUUACCCCAAAAACCUGCUCAUGUCUGGGGCACCAGGUGAACCGGGAGCCCUGGAAGGAGCCGGAGCCAUGUGUGGAGCUCAGGAGCUCAACAACCCUACUGCCAGAAGCACACACAGCGGUAGCGGAGGCAGUGGGAAGGUGGAGGAGAACCAGCAGGUGAAAGAAAAGACCAAGGUUGGAAAAGGAGAGAAAACAGUGAAAGAUAAGAAGCAGAUCCAGACUUCACCUGUUCCAGUGAGGAAGAAUGGACGUGAUGAGGAGAAGAGGGAGUCCCGCAUCAAGACCUACUCACCUUUUGCCUUUAAGUUCUACAUGGAGCAGCACAUAGAAAAUGUAAUGAAGACCUACCAGCAGAAACUGAACCGCAGACUGCAGCUGGAACAGGAGAUGUCCAAGGCCGGCCUAUCAGAAGCAGAGCAGGAGCAGAUGAGGAAGAUGCUGAACCAGAAGGAGUCCAACUACAACAGGUUACGGCGCGCCAAAAUGGACAAAUCCAUGUUUGUCAAAAUCAAAACACUGGGCAUAGGUGCCUUUGGCGAGGUGUGUCUGACACGUAAGGUGGACACUGGUGCACUUUAUGCUAUGAAAACACUGCGCAAGAAAGAUGUCCUUAACCGCAACCAGGUGGCCCAUGUGAAAGCAGAGCGGGACAUCCUUGCAGAGGCAGACAACGAAUGGGUGGUGCGUCUCUACUACUCCUUCCAGGACCGUGACAGCCUUUAUUUUGUCAUGGAUUACAUCCCUGGAGGAGACAUGAUGAGUCUCCUCAUCCGAAUGGGUGUCUUCCCUGAACCGCUGGCACGCUUCUACGUAGCAGAGCUAACACUGGCCAUAGAGAGCGUCCACAAGAUGGGCUUCAUCCACCGCGACAUCAAACCCGACAACAUCCUCAUUGACCUGGAUGGACACAUCAAGCUCACUGACUUCGGCUUGUGUACAGGUUUCCGAUGGACACACAACUCCAAGUACUACCAGAAAGGGAGCCAUGUCAGACAGGACAGCAUGGAGCCCAGUGACUUCUGGGAUGAUGUGUCUAACUGUCGUUGUGGUGACCGGUUGAUGACACUGGAGCAGCGCGCCAACCGGCAGCAUCAGCGCUGCCUGGCUCACUCCCUGGUGGGAACACCCAACUACAUCGCACCAGAGGUGCUCCUUCGCAAAGGUUACACCCAGCUGUGUGACUGGUGGAGCGUGGGAGUGAUCCUGUUUGAGAUGCUGGUGGGACAGCCACCCUUCCUGGCCCCCACACCCACUGAGACCCAGAUUAAGGUCAUUAACUGGGAGAGCACACUACAGGUGCCUGUGCAGGUCAAACUGAGCCCUGAGGCUGUCGACAUCAUCGGCCGACUCUGCUGUUCCGCAGAAGAUCGUCUGGGUGCCAACGGCGCGGGCGAGAUUAAGAGCCACCCUUUCUUCACACAGAUGGACUUUUCCAGCAACCUGAGGCAGCAGCCCGCCCCCUACCGGCCAAAGAUAGCCCACCCCAUGGACACAUCUAACUUUGACCCAGUGGAGGACGAGGGAGGCCCCGGGGCAUGGAGCGACAGUGGGGACAGCACCCGGGCCUUGGACAUGCUCUGCUCCCCACACGGGAAGCACCCAGAGCACGCCUUCUAUGAGUUCACCUUCCGCAGGUUCUUUGACGAUAACGGUUGCCCCUUCCGCUACCCAAAACCUCUGGAAACCAGCGAGAUGUCGUUAAGUGUCACCGCAGACACCAGCAUGGGCCCCGAGGAGGAAGAGGAGCAGGAAGAGGAAGAUGACGAAGAUGAGGAUGAAGACGAGGAGGGAGAGCAGGGAGAGGGGUGUGAGCCGGUGUAUGUUUAAGGAGCUGAGCAGUGUGUGUGUUUGUCGCGUUGUUCAUGACCCUCCUACUGCUCUUCUGCUGUGUGUGUUUGUGUUUUUAUGCAUAUCCGGCAUGUGUGAUAUUAGAGAGUAUGGCUGUUAAGUUACAGGUGCAGGAUUGACGAACAUCGCCAUCUUGUGGAAUCUAUGGUGCAUACUUUAAAUGUAAACUCCCCUAAAACUGGGACCAAGAAACAUUGUGUAUGAGACUGACUGCACCAAGGGCGACGCAAUCAGAGAGCAUGGCUCAGAAAUGGUAUAGGAGAUAGUUAAUAUCUUUGGGAAUGUAAUAAUGCCUGGAUUUCUAAUUUGAGGACCUCUUUUAGUCCUUGGAGAGGUUUUUUGUAUCCCAUUCCUUCCAUCCUUGGUCUUAUGGAUGACUGAAAUACCAUCGGACGCAGGAGCUGCUUUCUGUUCUACCUGAGCUGCUUUACACUCGGAUAUCAGACACGGCAAUGUGAAGAGUGCAACCAGUUUACUCUCUUGGACCGUGGGAGGGAGGGCGGGUGGGCGGGCGGGAAGGGGGGGUUAGGGAGGCUGAAUAAGCAACAUGCCUUUUUAACAGCUGCUGCAAAAUAAGCUACAGACACAUGCACACACUUUCGCACACUUAUUCAGUACAGCUUGUGCUCAGUCAUUAAAAAAAAAAAAAACAGGAGAUGUCCAUCGUGACGUUUCAGAGACGAUUCCUCCUGUGUACAGUAUUGUCGAGCAGCCAUGAUAUAAUACUUGGCCUUUAAAAAUGGGCCACUUUCAACUUUCAACAUGUAUAUUGUUGAAUCUGUAGUUUAAAUCUGCAUCAACACCUGAUGCAAUUUUAAGAUUACAGAUGAACCAAACAAGCUUUGGUUGCUCUGUCCAUCCUCCAUCCCCAGAGCAGUUUCCUUUUGUGCCAACUCAACUUCAGUGUUCUGUAGCCUCUACCAUUUGCCCUCCGAGGUUUCUGUUACGAGCACAUUUGCUUUGACUAUUUUUAUUUAUAAUUCUAAUGCCUAUUGUCAAAUUCCCUAUCCUUAAUCUAGUUCCAGUCUGAACAUCCUUUUUUUUUAGACUGCACCUGAGAAAGUAAUGGAGCUCAGGCCUUGUUAAGGACUUAGUUUGGAGUUUUAUAAAGCGGGAUUGUAUGAUGCACCUUCUCCAUAGUAUGUGUAUUACCUACAGUAGAUGGCAGUCAGCAAAAAGAAGCAUAGAAAGAGCAUUGAAACAGAGCAACAUACUGGAGGGGGCAGAAGCUAAAUGUAUUCUACCCACCUAAAGCAAAUGCAGAGAGAAAAUGGUUCAAAUUUACCGUAUGGGUUAGUGAUGCAGCCAAAAGCUCACCAUUUCUAUAAUUUUAUAUCAUGAUUCAGUAACCGUAAAUUCGCUUAUGAAAUGCUUUAAAAUAAUGUGUAUUAUCACACGGGAUUCUUUCCUUUUAUAUUAUAUAAAAAUCUUCACAAGAUAAUACUUGGUUAAAAACAACAAAAUGGAAGCUCUAAGUUUCCAAACACAAACAUUUACAAUGCCAAAACAAAACAUUAUGCAGAUGCAAGUCCAGUAUUAUUUUUUAAAUUAGUUACACUGGUUUUAACUCUAAAAGAAGUCCUACAAUCCACAUCACAUGAGAGUGACGAAGUGACCGGAAUUGGAAAAUUGUAAAAUCACAUGAAAUUCUGUGAGAUCCUAGAGUUGAAAUCAGUAUUUCCAAACCACUCCGUGUGUAGACACAUUUCUACACAUUCCUUCAUUGUUUAACAUGUUACUGUAAACCUUUCAAAACAACAGUUUUUUGCAUUUCAGUUCUCUUACAAAGUGACAGGAAACAAUAUCAUGUAUUCUAUUUUGACUCUUAAUUUGGACUUUAAGGAGAGUACUGCAGAAGGAGGGAGUAUAUUUCCAAAUUUCAGCGAGUUUUUUUUUAUCCUUAUUUUGCCUCCAAUAGCUCUAAGUGGGCUUUUUUUAGAUGGUUAAAAUACAUUUUGCUGCUUCCUCAGUUUUGCACAGCUUAGAUUUAGAGCUGGCAUUCUUGUCUGCUGCUCCAAACAGCCGCCGUCUACUGUUAAUAAUGCACUGACUAUGAAUUAGCAUCUCAUACAAUAUCACUAUCAAUGUCUGAACAGCAUGCUUCAGAAAUUAAUUAAUUUUCUUGUUUAAGUACAAGAGUAAAAAUUAGUCAGAGGAUUUUAUCAGGACGUUAACCUCGGGUCAAACAGGUCAGAGACAUGUUCCGACUGAGAAUCAAAGCUAACACACACAUACAGUACAGUACACACGCUUCAUAUCCAAAUGCACCAAGACACACAUUUUUACUGCGAUUCUGCCUGGAUAGUUGUUGAGUUGUAAAGUAAUUUACCCAGUUUUCAUAAAAUACACAAAGAAACAUUUUCUUACAACAGCCAAACAUGUGAUAGUAUGACUAUGUGCAAUACAGAAAAAAAACAAUAUAUAUAGUUUUCUAAACACUUAAUAUUCUUUUGAACAUUUAGUACUGAAACGUGCUAUGUACAAAUAUAUUGAUCUAUGUAUGUUUUCUCUUUUCAGUUACAACAUGCUGCUUAUUAUUGUGGUUAAUAUUAUUUACAUUAUUAUAAUAAUUGUUAUUACAUGCGUACCUGUUUUCUUUUGUUGUGGCUUAUUGAAACGUGUUGGCUUUAUCGCCACGUGUGCUUGGCUUUUUGAAAGUAAUGAUCUGUGUGCCUUUUUCUAGUUGAAUGUUGACGUGUGUCGUUUGUUGAUAGAUGGCAAUGGUGAUGGUGGUGAUGAUGAUGAUGAUGAUCAGUGUUUAUAAAAAAAAAAAAAAAAACACCAGUGGCAGACUCUUCAGCUCCUGCAGCCUGGCUGGUCCUGA